GAUCUAGGGGGAGGGGUCAAAGGGAAAAGGGCAAGCGUAACGGCGCGUGGUGGGGAUUCUGAGGGAUGGCGAAGCAUCAUCCGGAUUUGAUCUUUUGUCGCAAGCAGGCCGGCGUAGCUAUUGGACGACUAUGUGAAAAAUGUGAUGGCAAGUGUGUCAUCUGUGACUCUUACGUGCGGCCCUGCACAUUGGUACGCAUAUGUGAUGAGUGCAACUAUGGAUCAUAUCAAGGGCGCUGUGUGAUCUGUGGAGGUCCUGGAGUCUCUGAUGCUUAUUACUGUAAAGAAUGUACUAUCCAGGAGAAAGAUCGAGAUGGCUGCCCCAAAAUUGUCAAUUUGGGCAGCUCAAAAACAGAUCUGUUCUACGAGCGAAAAAAAUACGGCUUCAAGAAAAGGUGAUCCCUUCGCCACCAUGGUAUGCCUGCCAGAGAAAGGAAGACUCCCUACUACAUCUUUGGAGUAGAGCUCUACUGGAAAGAAGUCAACUUUUGUUUUGUUUUCCAUUCUUACAAUAUGUUGGAAAAAUUAGAAUCUGCCAAUGAACUUGGAGGCUCUCUGGCUUCUGUGCCCUUCCUAGCAGCAGUUGUUACUGAGGGAUGUACUACUACUCCAUCUGUAUCUCAGAUGCAAGUAGUUGCAAAUUCAGCCCUACUUAACCUCAAUUCUACACAUUUAUAGGAAAAUGUGCUUGCUUCUUUUUUGACAAAUAACUUUUGCUGUGAGUUCUGACCAUCCCUGCGUUUUCCCUAAAAUAACAAUGAGAUAAAAUUCUAUGUUCCUGUAGAUUGUACAUCAAUAAAAUUUUAUAGCAGUCUUAUA
Messenger RNA from Pogona vitticeps (central bearded dragon), 818 nucleotides. It is a transcript of the gene PHF5A, whose product is annotated as PHD finger protein 5A. The record is from RefSeq and is a predicted model, not a curated record. Gene Ontology annotation, biological process: mRNA splicing, via spliceosome. Lineage: Eukaryota; Metazoa; Chordata; Lepidosauria; Squamata; Agamidae.